This is a messenger RNA of Caenorhabditis elegans, 272 nucleotides long. RefSeq names its product FIP (Fungus-Induced Protein) Related (gene C01G10.4). The record is from RefSeq and is marked reviewed. NCBI's taxonomy places the organism in Eukaryota, Metazoa, Nematoda, Chromadorea, Rhabditida, Rhabditidae. The coding region runs from base 16 to 234 and encodes 72 amino acids. The transcript has 2 exons.
AUCAGCCGAGAAACAAUGAAAUUCUUCUCAUUUAUCGCCUCUCUUCUCGUGCUCCUCUCAACUGCCAACGCAUAUUAUACUUACUAUUACUAUCCAAAUAAUAACAACUACAACAACAACAAUGGCUACACGACAUACUACUACUACCCGAAUAAUAACAAUAAUGGAUACUAUUACAAUAAUAAUGGGUACAACAAUGGAUACAACACUUACUAUUACACCUGGGGAAAGUAAUUUUAGAAUUGUUUGAAAUUGAGCGAAUAAAUGAUUUU